Messenger RNA from Spirometra erinaceieuropaei, 9034 nucleotides. NCBI's taxonomy places the organism in Eukaryota, Metazoa, Platyhelminthes, Cestoda, Diphyllobothriidea, Diphyllobothriidae. The record is from the annotation of a GenBank genome assembly.
AUGAUUGAAGUAUAUCGGACCGAAGAACUUCGACAAUACAGUGGAAAAGUAGCCUCAUGCGCCUUUCUCCUGCAGGCAUUCAUUGUGUGCAUUCUGAUAUGUUUGCCUCUCGGUAUCGUUUAUGGCUCUGGAGGUGAGAUAAAUGGGCAAUUCACGUACAUGAAGUACGUAUUUUUUAAAAGAUUCAUAUUUUCUUUCGUAUAUAAACACGAAAAUUCCUUAAAAAGAAAACGCAACCGACCAAGCGCACACAGUACUGAGCAUUGUAAACGCAAGACCCGGAAAGGCCGCUAAGCUUGUAAAUAUACUUACGAACAUAUAUUUUCGUACAUAUAUGUACACAUAUAUGUAACUAUAGUUACAUAACAUACGUUAUGUAUCGACAGACAGAUAUUUGCAUUGUAUAUAAUAUAUUACAUAUGUUAUGUUUCAUAUAUUAUAUUGUUUAUGCAUAUGUAUUGGCAGUAUACUUAUUUUGUUCCAUUUACCUAUAUGCUAUGCAUAUAUGCACACGUGCAUUAUAUAUGUAUAUAUAUGUUCAUGUUUGCGAGUACGCGAGAAUCAGUUAGCGGUGAAGAGACGAGAUCACCUACCCCAGGUGGCUAUGCACACAUUGGACUUAAAUUUGCUUGGGAGAACACUCGCAUUGUCGGCGUCUGUCCAUCAAGGAAAGGUCACGAAUUCCUGGAGGCUCUGCACUCACAUAAGACAUGUAUCAACUGCCAUAUCGGUUUAGAUGCCACAUACAAAUUUCUCGAAAACAACUGGAAGCGAGCGCAGCGAAUGCCAAGUGGAUGACGAAAAACCAUUGACGCGCAAUGGCGCAGGCUUCGGCCAACCAUAGAAUCACUUGUUCGACACGGUUAAACAGUUAACUGUUUUUUGCACAUAACCCAAAAGUCUGACGACGAACUGGGGAACCAGACUCGAAAAUUUACGCAUAUAUAAAUGUUAUUUAAGUGAUAGUUUCUUUGAAAAGAAAUGUGCCCUACUAGAGGCGGUCUUACUUUGCCCAUAUUAGCUUACGCUACGUGCAAAGGGCUCUUACGAACUACGUUUAGAUUUCGUGGUGUUUGAAAUGUAUAUAUCACCGCAGUAGUAUAUAUCACAAGCGAUAUAGUAAGACAUUUUGCACAGAAUUGCUUCAUUAGUUCAGCUGUCGGUCUAUGCGCACGAAAAGCCUGUGGUCUUAAGUCCACCUUACGCUGACUUAUAGUGAAUUAUGCUUUUAACUGUAAGCUGUAUUGUUUAUUCCCUACAAAUCUCAUACAGAAGGAAAGCAUACUAAAAAAGACCAAAACCUUUUACAAGCCAAACGACUAAACUUCGGUGUACAGUCGUCACUUGUGACAUCGUGGUUGGCCAAUAUUUGAGAGCAAUUUCAGAAUAAUUCCGAGACGAAAAAAUAAAAGGAGGAUGUACUGAAAUACACAGGAAAUAACAUAGGUAUGACUUCAUGCUCGUUCAAAAAUUUAAGUUAAUUGAUCAGCGAUUAGAUAGACUUAAAUAAAGCACACAGUGUUAUCUUAUACUAAUAUGUUCAGAAUGUUAGCAGUCGAAAUCAUAUUUUACUAUAAAAUUAGUCAUGGAAACGAAAUAUUUGAACACAUGGAUUUAGUGUGAGUACUCGAGCUCCGACGAACUUUUGCUCUCUUUUGCUGAGUCUUAAGUUUAACUAGAAUUUCUGUCCGAAUAUUCGAGUUUUAUACAUAAAAGCAAUACAAUAUACGCGUCCUUUGGCGGCGCCAUGAAGAUUUGCUAAAAGAAAAUAAUAAAUAAAUUAUGAACAAAAAACCUUUUCUAUGCAAAGACUUGCACAUGGAAUCCAAAAAACAUCAAAAUAUAACAUAGACACCGAACAAACGUAUUACAAACGUUUGUUAGAUGUUAAGUAAUUUAUAAAAGUGGUAAAAUAUGCACUAACUGACCUGCCUCUGUAAGAUGGCCCAAAAACCGAUCCGUAUCGAAGCGGGAUCACCUGCGUUGAUAUUUUGCAAUUGCCGGGAAAAUACCGCGGAUUAUGUAGAUCAUUUUGAUGUUGACAAUAAAUACCAGCACAGGAGACCUUCCGGUAAUCUUAAAGGAAGAUACCGGGCAACUUUUAAUGUGUAAAAGCAACUACAAAUGAGGCCUGUCUGCAUUCUGAUGUGUUGGCAUAACGUUGCAAUGGAAGCGAAUUUCGCCCUGGCCUGAUUGAUGUGGACAAAAUUGAAGAUCGUUGAACCUUAUGCGUUUGACCUGAUCAACUGAACCGCCUCUGAUCAGCAGUGUUCAGUAAGGUUGGGGAGAAUAAUCACCUAGGAAAGCACGGACAAAGGUAUGGGUUAUUGCCGAGAUGAAUGUAUAAAUGUUAUUGCUCAGAGUGAUAAAGUACAAUUCUAGAAACCCGCACAGUCAGCGACGGAAUUUUGCAAAAAACACAAUCUGGAGUUGGAUUAUCAGGUAGGUGUGCUAACUCGGGGUCUUUCUUAAAGACACUAGACCCCUAUGAGCGUGUACUACGCACAUGAGGCAUGAAUGACUGCAGAUGACUACAGUGUGCGUUGUAGUUGAACUCGUUCGACACGACUGGAUUGUAAGGUCAGUCCUUCUGUAAAAGAAUUGUAUGACUUGAAUGUGGCGAGACGUUGGACAAAUUUUCUUAUCUGAGGAAAGAAAAGUGUUCACCGGAUCGAGGGAAUCGUUUGACUGACGUUUCGAAGAGCUUGGGCGGCUGUCCAUUAUCAAAGCGUCUAGUGAAAAAAUCAAUCAGGAUUUUGAAUAGACAGCCUUAUUAGUUCUGAUUACCAGAAGAAAGAUUUGAGCCUACUGGACGCUCCAUAGUCCUAUAAACUUUGUCCAGCCAGUAAGAUGACAAUGCUGCUCAUUAAAACAAACAAAAGGCUGGCAAAACUCGGAGUAAAUGGGGCAAUCACAGCUAGACAUUGGUUUCUUAUGAAACCCUCUGACUCUGCCGCCGCGCGGUUUUACGGUCUGUGGAAGGUACACGAAGCAAACAUAUCGCUUAAGCCCACUAAGUUGCACUCCUAUAGACGGUUUGGCAAAAUGGGUGUUUGCUCGUCUUAAGUUCCUGGCAGAAAGUUCGCAAACAACAGUGGCUUCUGCUAAUCAGUUCCUUGAACGUUUAAAACAUCUGAAACUAGAGCCAGAUAAAUUCGUGGUAUCUUUUGAUGUCGUUUCACACAACAACUAACGAUUGACCUUGUGAGACAACUCCUGACUGAUCGCUACAACAAGAGAGACAAUCCCCUGAAGACCGAACAUCUCAUGGAGCUCUUGCGUUAUUGCCUAAAACAUAUUUUACCUUUGGUGGACAAAUGCAUGAACAAAUACAAGGCACGCCUAUGGGCUCCCCCAUAUCAGGGCCGAUUGCUGAAGUGGUCCUUCAACGGACAGAACACUUGGUGUUCACCAAGUAUCAACCAAAGUUUUAGGUUCUUUACGUUGAUGAUACUUUCGCCAUUGUCAAAUCAUCUGAAGUGGAGCACCUUACGGUAUUGCUGAACUCGGUUGACCAGAAUAUCCAACUUACGACAAGUGAAAAAAACGGCCAACUUCCAUUCCCCGAUGUCCUUGUGUGUCGGUGUGCAACUGGGCAGUUACAAACUACCGCUUUCAUAAAAGCCACCAACAAAAAACAAAUACUACACUUCAACAGCAAUCACCCCCUCUCUUACAAACGCAGCUGUGUCCAUACUCCAUUCCAAAGAGUUGAAACACAUUGCAGCAAGCAACCCAGACCGUCGCCGUUUGAUGCAACCCAAAGACAUACUGCCACCCACUGGAACCUCAGUAGUUGUCUAUCAAAUAAGUUGUAACGAUGGAGACUGCAAUUACGUUGGGAAAACCGGAAGGAAAAUGCAGACCCACUUAAAUUAGCACAAACUGGCAACUAGGAGACUAGACCCAAACCCACAGCUUCCGACUCAUAUCGAAGAAACUGGCCACAGUUUUGACUUCCAAGGAGAAGCCGUCUUAGGCCGAAGCACCUCAAGGACAGAACGUCUCAUACUUGAGGCUUGGUACUCAGGUGCCAAACUGGUCAACAGGCACCUAGACCUUCCUGCGUCCUAUAAAGUCUUACGUCACUAUAUAUGCCGAGUCGAGGACAAGGCCGUCAUACGGAGCUUCAGAAUACCGAGCAAACACGGCAUGUCGGCCGAUUUAUCCAAAAAAGGGGACACAAACGCAACUAACACCAAUUGAGGUGACCACAUAACACAGGAGACCGCCAACACUCACAAACGACGGCCAGUAGGCUAAGGCAGCGAAAGAAUAGAAGAUAGAUCUGCCCAAGGCCAACUAAUUCAGCUGUCUUUUCAAAAUUGUGAUCGAUUUUCGCACUAAAGGCUUUGAUAAUGGACAGCCGUCCAAGCUCUUCGAAACGUCAGCUAAACAAUUCUCUCGAUCCGGUGAGCACUAACCUUUCCUCAGAUUAUCUACCCGGAUCCCUUACUUGAGCUCAAAUGUCUUCAUACUUUUCAGCGGUCGAACACGAAAUAAGACUUGUUUAGCUGCACUUUGGGCCUGGCUCAACUCCAGCAGUCAUGUAGUGGCCCAUCUAUUUAAUUUAGAAUUAACUCCUCAUUACUUCCUUUAAAAUGCUUUUUAAACUCUGCACGCUAAAGCGCGCAAUAUUCUCCUUGAUUAGGGGAUCGAAGGGCUGAAGAAUCUAGUUCUUUGGUGUCAUCUGAUAUUGGGAGGAAUUCGCACAAGCUACUUCUACAUGAGUAGAAGAGCGUGUUUCUCCAGCAAAAUAGGUCGGAUGCUCUCAGAACGCGUUUCUAGAUAGCAUAAGAUGCUGAAUCGUUCGAAAUCAGUAGCAUGAAGAACACGUUGUUUUAUAUGGUUCAGUAAGUGCAUCCUGUUCAUUCCCUAGAGUCAGAUUGGUCUGAUUGGUGCCGGCAAGAACGUGCUCUAAAAUACAAAGUUGCUAAAAUCGAGUUGGUAGCAUGAAUUUGGCAGUUUCAUUUUUCCUCUGUACUUCAGACAGACAGAACCGAACUAUAUCGGCAGACAAUAGCUGUUGUUUUUGUUGUGCAGCUAACAAAAGAUAAUUAGUAUCAGAUAUCUAUUUAUCUCGUCCUCAGUUUGGCCUUUUUAAAUUUUUGGAUUGUUCGUUUGCCCUCGCGGCAUUCGGUUUCUUACAGAAUACGUUUUGACACGUUGCCCAAACAAAACAGUCUACCCGUAACUGCCGUUAAUGGCUGCUGUUUCUUCUUCCCCGAAUGAAUGUAUUUCCUUUUCACAUCCUUAGCAAGGUUUAGGGUUUGCAGUUGGGGAAUAACAAGGAUGGAUUUGCCUUCUUCAAGCAGCUCCUUUUUGGUUUAUAGGCCCUGUCCCACUGAGUUGCGAAUCAUUUGCCAUAGCUGCGGCCUAAACCAAAAAAACAGGAGGUUGAGAUCAUUUUCGUCUAUACUUUUAGGCCUUUUUAGAGAGAGUAACGUCAUCAGGGAACAUUUGACGGUGACUAUUGCCCGACACGUUAGAGGAUGGAUCUUAAGCGACAGUGGCGAAUCACCCUUCAGCGUUUCAGUCAACAAAAAUCCCAGGUGUUCUGACGUCUUACCAGCCUACCUUUCAUCCUCGCUUGAAUAUGUUUCGACGAAUAUUGGUGCUCGCGUUUUGACCGCAGAUAUAAUUGUCCCGAGGCCACGAGCUGGAAAACUGCGCGGGAUCGUCCUACUUUUGCCGAUUACUUUUGAAAUUCCAGCAAGUUUUCUCGAACCACCUGAUGUCUUUUUAUGCAGAAACUUGAUUCGCCGUUGCUUUUUUCGACAAAGAUGUUGACCUUUCCGGCAAAUGCGCACCUGAAUCACUUUAUUUUCAAUGGAGUCCUUAAAGUUAACCCGUCGAUGGUGCUUUCACCCGAGGAGUUGUGGAACUAUAAGAAGGUAGGCAGUGGUUUCUUUGAUCGUCAUCGCGAACGCAGCAAUCGCUUGGUCGUUUCUGUGAGAUUUCCCAAUUAUUCAUUAAUAAAACUGCAGGUAAGACGUUUUUUGACCUGAGAGCUUCUCUUUUAGACAUCCUCUCGCUCACAGAGAUCACGACGGAAGUCCGAUCAAAUCCAUCGGUAGACGGAAUUUCGAUUGAACUAAAGUUGAACUUGCCCGAAAAUGUUAUAACGUAUCCUUUUGGGUUGGGUGUAGGUAAAAUUCCAUUCCUAAUACCCUAGUCGACCUUGUCAGUAAGGAAGAACGCUUAUCAAAAGACGGCCGGUUUAAUAACGUUGCUGCUCAACUCCAUUAUUUUAUCUGUUCACGGUUCAGGGAACGUCACUUUUUCGACGUCUUAUUGACCGAUUAUUUUGAGUGUCGCUCCUAAUCGGCAACUUCUGAAAAGGAAAACAGCACAGGAUAGAUCUUUUUUAGAAUGGCCAUACUGAGCUUAAUAUUUCGGCCGUAGAGUGAGUGACGGAUCUGAUGAAUUGUUGGCCAGAAUUCUGAAAUGCGCUUUCGAUUAGGUGGGGCUGCAAUAUUGAUUAUCGUGCGGUGCAAUGCUAUAAUAUAUUGGACUGGUCAGAGUAUCGGCUUUUGAAUGCAUUUCUUUCCGAUCUCCUGUUGAAACAUCAUUUAGCAAAAAUGACUACCUAGGUAGCAUACAUUUUUCUCAUUGAUUUUCGAUAGUCUUAUGAAUUUAAAUAUACUUUUUAGAAGAAGCACAGAUUUAUGCCGUCUUUUACUCGUUAUGUAGAAAAUCACGUUGUCUUCACAGUUUUUACGCGGAGCAAGUGUAUAUUUAGGUUUUAAAAAAUCUUUCCUGAUUCCCGAGUGAUUUGAGCCUUAGAGGUCGUUGCAUUAGUGUUUGGCGAUUUCCGCCUACAAGACGUAUGCAUUCUGCGUAAGGCAAAUCAUAUAUUUAAGAAAAUGCCAUAUAGUGCUCAUAAAUUUUUCCGAUGGAUGCGGACUAUGCUGUAGAUUUAACGAGGAGUAUCGGUAAAUUGACAGGCACGAUACUGUAUGAAUUUUCGUUGAAUGGUCUUAGAAAAGCUAAUAAUAAGAAACCUUUUUAAAAUCUAAAAAUAUCCAUUCUUCGAACAUAAAACAUAAAGGCAACAUGAUUUUUUACCAAGCGAGUGAAGGAAAAUAAUUUUUGUGCAUGUUUUCGGCAAACUACGUUUGAAUUUGUAAGACUAUCGUAAAUCAAUGUGAAAAAUGCAGGCUGCCUGAAUGGUCAUUUUUUUAGCGGGGGGUAGUUUCUACAUGAGGUCGAAAAGAAGUGCUUUCGAUAGCCAAUAUUCUGACGAGACCGAAAAAUUGUAAAAUGCUUCUGCAAGGCAAUCAGUAUUGCCAGCCCGCCUAAGCUAUACCCCUAAUGUAAAACGCCUUUCAGAAUUUCAGCCAAUGUUUCACGAGAUCGGUCACUCACGGCAAUUAUGGAUCUGCUGAGACACGCAUUCUCACCUCCAAAUAAAUGAACCAGGUACCAGUUGGUGGGACCGUGUGCAAAAUUUCAAAAAUGUCGGGGGACGUAAGUUCAAUCCCUGACUCUAACUGUACCCCUAAACCGCGAGGUUACAAUAAAUUUUAUUCAAAUCUACCCGGCCUGCCAGCCAUCUUUGGUGAAUAUUCUAAGCUUACGCCCUAACUGUGUAUGUGGUCAUGUUGAUAUCGUCAUCGCGACAUCCAAGAGCACUGGAUAUUCGGAAUCGGACUAGCCAUUUGCGUAUGCCGGAAACUUACCACCCUCUUGCUCAUCUUGGGCAGUUAUGGUUAUCGCCAUCACUUCAUUGCGUUAGGUAUGUUAGAAUUUGUCUGUAUGAACCAUCUCGUUGUCUUAGACAUGCAUUAGGGGCACUUAAUUUUCCGCGUUGACUCAAACAACAUCAUCGCCAUGUUGCAUAAAUUUGAUAUUUACUUACAACCGUAAACCAAUCAAGCUACUGAUACACCCUUAUGCUGCAACUCAUUUACUGCAUUAUUUUUUGUUCGUUCUAAAUGUUUGGUGACACUACCACUACCACCAACUUCGAAACUUCGGUUAGGCCCCGUUAUAUGUCCUCCUCGUAUGAGAGGUGGUUUGGUCCUAAAUUCCAGGGGAGCACCUAUUUCUGUGUUGUAACCGCAACCCCCUGAGACUAAGCGCAAGAUCACCUGUGAUAGAGGAGGUACCUAUUUCCUUACCCUACCGGAACUUCGAAUGCACCGGCCGGCCGAGUAAAGCCGCACAGUAGUAACCUCAGCCAGUCUAAUGCGUUAGAGUGAAAUCGAAGGAAACCCUCUGCUCCUUUAUUCGUUUGAAAGGUGCUCCAGGAUAUGGUUUCCACCUAGCGCGUUCAUAUCUGUAGUCAACUAAGAUCUAACUCGAGCCCCACCCCCGUUGAAAAAAGCACAGUAAGUCAGUCGAAGUGUGUCCGUCUUACUGUCGAGACAUGUGUGAAUAUUUGUUUCUAUCAGUAACCAGGAACUUUCAGACAGCUCAGCAGACAAUGUACAUCUUGCUUAAAGCGGCCAAAUAAAGCGUCCCCGUCUUAGAAUCUGCAUCAGUGCUGUAUGACAACCAUCUCCUCCUCUUCUUCUUCGGUGAGGGCUACCUUCAUGAAUUGCUGUCUUCUCUUGAGGCGUUGGUAAAAAUUUCAGCGUGCGAUACAUGACUCAUUAGAAAGGAGCAUACUUCGGACUUUAGAAAGAUUGCGUCACUGAUCAUAAACCUGAAUGCCAAACUGAGGUCCAAUAGGUAGAGCGGUCAGUUAUUGUGAGUGCUGCCAGACAGACCAGUUCCCUGGUGUCGGCAGAGUAACAACUUUGGCAGUUUUGACACAUUUUCAACUAAAAUGACUUGGCUUUAAUUAAAUUACUUACGUUUUCUUAACCUCGCGGACGUAUUUUCUUACUGCAUUUUCCUUAACCGCCUCAUCAGUAUUCAAUCAAGUUUCUGGUACACGAUCAAGUUCGCUUGGGUCCAGUACCUCUGCGUCGCUCUCCUGCUUUUCUUUGCCGCAGAGGAACUUCGCAGCUUUUGCUACUCUGGACAAUUGGUUCACACCACUGUUUCGUCAACGCUGGACUACAACUACAAGAAGAAGCUUUUAUAA